UCAACUGAAACGAAAAAUUACUUUAUUUAUAUUAAGUAUUUAUUUGCUUCAUUUAUAUCAUAUAAAAUGAUUGUGCGGAUUUGUUCGGUUAAUUUUGGUCAAAUAUACGCGAUACGUACCGAUAAAGAUAUCGCACUUGUGUCAGAGCGGAAAAUGUUGUGGGAGUUGCGUCCCUUGACACGAACCCGCCAUAUUGAAACUAUAGACGCUGAUCAGCAGGCGACAGAAACAUCGAAUAAACAACGCGUAAAUAUGGUGUUGUGUGCGGCCCCAAACUGCAAUGUUCAAUAUGGACAGGGGUUAGCAAUGUUCAAUUUCCCUACAGACACAAAGAAUUGUGAAGUUUGGGUAAGAAAAUUAAAAACAGUGGAUUAUUGGCCGUCGAAACACUCCAAGCUGUGCGAACGUCAUUUUACAGAGGACUGUUUCGUAAUUGAGCCGUCUAAGGCACGGUCUUUGGGUUACUCAAGACUACAACUAAAGAAAGAGGCAAUUCCAACUGUCUUUAAUUACACGCCGUUACAUGUACCUAAAGGCCAAAAACGGAAAACAGAUUCAGACCCUCCCCUUCCAAAACAAAAAAGCAGAACCUCCAGAGCUGUGGAGAAAAGAGGAACCACGAAGGUAUAUUUCAAUAUAGAUCAUAUUAAACAUAUUGGCUAUUUUAUUGACAUUAAUCCAGUAAUACUCGGUUCAUUUUAUUUGUUUUUUACACACAACCUUACCACCACGUAAUUCUUUUAAAAGGACUAAAGCUUACUUUUAUUACCCCCCCCCCUCCCCCUUGCCAGUCACACGAAUUAUUCUUCACCGAAACUUACUUUUAUCAAUUUGUUUGUAGGAGUUAGAAAUUGAUGAGAAUGUACAAGUCAUUCUUCCUCCACCUCCCCAAUUCCAAGACAACCAAGAGUGUGCAUCUACUGAUGAGCCUGCCAUUCACAAUGACAUUGGGACAGACACAUAUGAAAUGGCUACACAAACCACAUAUGGAUUGAUUAAACGCAGGCAUGUCUCAUUACAGACAGAUAUAAGAGUCGCUGUAACAUCUACAGGUACCCAAACAGAAUUUGAGACAGACUGUUUACCUGUCAAUCUGAACGAAAGCAUGGACUCAAUUUCCAGCCUCGAGUCAACAGAGUCAGAGUGGAUCCCACAAGAGGAGGUGGAUAUGACAGAAAAUGACGAAAACAAUAAUCCCCACGACAUAACCGUACCACCACAAAAUCACCAAAGCAGAAAAUUUGUUGUUUUUGAAGAGUGCCUUGAUCAGCUUUUGAACCAAUGUGUUGCAUGUGGUCAAAAAUGUGUAACUAACAAGACUGUUGUUGGGAGUAUGCUGUCUGUGUCAAGAAUAUGUGUUUGUGGUGAAAGUUUUACAUGGGAAUCUCAACCUCUCAUUGGAUCAAUGCCUGUUGGAAACCUUGUCCUGUCUGCUGCAAUUCUGAUAAGUGGGAACAGUGUAGUUCAAAAUUUGAUGAUGUUUAAUCAUGCGAACAUAGCAUGCUUUUCAGAAAGGACAUUUCAUAAUGUUCAACAAAGUUACUUGGUGCCAGCCGUAGAGCGGAUAUGGAAAGCUCAUCAGGAUGCCCUUUUUGAUAACAUACGACGAGACAACACUCCUGUUAUUGUUGGUGGAGAUGCUAGAUGUUGUUCACCGGGGCAUACAGCCAAGUAUGGAUCAUACAGUUUGAUGGAUCUUGAACGGCAACAUAUCCUUGAUGUAAAAUUGGUUCAGAGUAAUGAAGUAAAAAGUUCCUACUGGAUGGAAUUGGAGGGCCUAAAGAGAUGUUUGAACAAAGUGGAGGAGGAUGGCAUUGUCAUUACAGACUUAGUUACUGACAGGCAUUCACAGGUCAAGGCUUUCAUGAAGAAAGAGAGAAGUGAUGUAAACAACUGGUUUGAUGUGUGGCAUGUAGCCAAAGGAGUAUUCAAGAAAUUAGAAGCCAGUGGCAAGAAGAAGAAAUGCAAGAAAGUGGCUGACUGGGCUAGAUCUGUUUCCAAUCAUCUAUACUGGUGUGCGGCUAGUAGCAAUGGAAAUGGGGAGUUGGUAUUGGAGAAAUGGUUGUCUGUACUGAACCAUGUUGCCAACAUUCAUGACGGUCAUGGAAAGCUGUUUCCUUCCUGUUUACAUGGUGAACUUGAAGACAGAGACUGGAUUAAGCAAGGUAGUUUGGCUUUCAUGGAAAUGGAGAAAGUUGUUAAAGGCAGACUUUUGGUGAAGGAUAUUAAGCAGAUAUCUCCAGCUGAACAAACUUCAGCACUUGAGGCCUACCACAAGAUAGUGUGUCACUUUGCACCCAAGUCCCUCCACUUCUUUUAUGCACCAAUGAAGGCCAGGUUGUACAUAGCAGCUUUGCACUUCAAUGAGAACUCUUGUCGUGAUCAGGCCAAAAACAGACAUGGAGAACCCAUAUUUGCUGUGUCCUACCCAAAAGGAAGACAUGGAAGUGGUGUUCCUAAGGAAGUGAAAGUGAAACACACAUAUAAUUAUGCCAUUGAAUUGAUGCAGGAAGCGAUCAAUGUGAAACUAGAAUUUGGUUCCUACAGAAACUCCAGGAAGUUUAUAGUGGAUGUGAUUGGUAAUUCUCCUGCUCCGAUUGCGAACUCCUACAAACAUGUGUCAAAGUCUGAUCUUCUUACCAGCCAUGUCAGCCGCUUCAAUAAGAACUGAUGUUUUAUUGUUUUUGAAAUACAGUGUACAUGCAUGCGUCCAUACAGUCUAUUUUUGAUGUCCAUGGUUUUUUUUUUUAAAAUAUACAUGUUUGUAACUUUUAAUUUUGUUGUCACUAGCCACUCAAGUGACCUAUUGCAUUUGGUUUGUGUUUGUCAUUGUGCAUCAACAAUUGAACAAUUUUAACUUUUCUUGAUAACUACCAUUCCAAUACUUUUCAAAUUCUGAAUGAAGUAUAUUUUGGAUUUGUGGGACAAGACAAAAACUGCCAAAAAUUAACUAAUUUUAAAAAUUCCUUUUCUCUACAACCUCACAUUUGUAACAUGUAUAAGAAUAACUGGAGGCAUAGCAGAAAAGCCUCUACCAAAAUUUUAAAUUUCAUUAUUCCCUGGGUAGAUAAAUAUGAAAAUUAGAAAAAUUACUAUAGAUUUCAAAGCUCUUGGGCCUAGUGAUACUUUUAAUUAAAACUCAGGUGACUUAUGAGGCCUGUGGGCCUUUUGUGUUUAACCCAAAUUAAAUUAAUGAUGAUUGAUAUACAUAUAUGCACAAUAUAAAAACUGAACAUCAAA
Molecule: messenger RNA, 3240 nt
Organism: Ostrea edulis (European flat oyster)
Lineage: Eukaryota; Metazoa; Mollusca; Bivalvia; Ostreida; Ostreidae
Exons: 7
Coding region: 968-2671 (567 amino acids)
Source: RefSeq, a predicted model, not a curated record